This is a messenger RNA of Aaosphaeria arxii CBS 175.79, 789 nucleotides long. RefSeq names its product NAD(P)-binding protein. The record is from RefSeq and is a predicted model, not a curated record. Lineage: Eukaryota; Fungi; Ascomycota; Dothideomycetes; Pleosporales. The transcript has a single exon. Bases 1 to 789 code for a protein of 262 amino acids.
AUGUCUCUUAACAAUUCCAAAAAGCCAGUUAUUGCAGUCGUCGGCGCCGGACCCGGCAUAGGCGAAGCCGUCGCUCGUCGAUUCGCAAACGAAGGCUUUGUUGUUGCAUUGCUUGCGCGCACGGAGAGUGUACUCAAAUCGAUUGCCCAUGGAAUCGACAACGAUGUGGAAAAGGGAACAGCACAUUACUAUAUAACUGAUCUACGCAUCGAAAAUUCCGUUCUCUCCAGCUUCGAUCAGAUCCGCGCCGAUCUAGGACCUGUAUCAGUUCUUGUCUACAACGCCGGCGCUCGCCGAGUGAAUGGCCGCUCUAUUCUCGACACGACAACUGAAGAAUUCGAGAACUUCACCAAGAUCAAUCUCUUCGGAGCUUUCUGGUCCUGCAAAUGCGUACUUCCUGACAUGCUCGUGGCCGGAAAGGGUACAAUCCUUUUCACCAGUGCUACAGGUGCACUUCGUGGCAUGCCAGGCCUCGCAAGCUUUUCGCCUGGCAAGUUUGGACUUCGAUCACUCUGCCAAGUCCUCACGCGCGAGUAUCAGAGCAGAGGCAUUCAUUCGGUCAACAUUAUCGUCGAUGGGCCGGUGGACGGGAAGUUGAUAGGUGGCGUUGUGAGAAGGAAAUGGCAGCGGGACGGAAGUGAAGAAAAGUUGAAGGAAGUUACCUCGUACUUGAUGCAGCCAAGCGAUCUGGCAGAGACGUACUGGUUCCUUCAUAUGCAACCAAGGAGUACUUGGACUCAGGAGUUGGAUGUUCGUGCUAUGAAGGAGUCGAUGUUCUCGAAAUUGUGA